Hippoglossus stenolepis (Pacific halibut) is the source of this 5322-nucleotide messenger RNA. It is a transcript of the gene ppp1r18, whose product is annotated as protein phosphatase 1, regulatory subunit 18. Lineage: Eukaryota; Metazoa; Chordata; Actinopteri; Pleuronectiformes; Pleuronectidae. The record is from RefSeq and is a predicted model, not a curated record. The coding region runs from base 378 to 4589 and encodes 1403 amino acids. The transcript has 4 exons. Gene Ontology annotation, molecular function: phosphatase binding.
GUGGGGCACUAAACUCUCCUGACGGAAUUUAAUGUAAUUAUCGGAUUACUGCGCUGCUGCUCCGACGCUGCAAAUAUUUACUACUAUACCGACGACGGAGGAGUUUUCCUGCUCCGAUGCGCAGGCAGGUCAGGGGGUGAUUUGACUGCCCUCAGGUUUUUAAACCCUCUUGUUUUGACAGCUUCGAUUAGACGCGGAGUUAUUGGACUAUUUUCCAUCGAGCAACCGGAGCGCGCAUUACGCACAGCCAAGACGCACGAGUGGAGAUGACAACUGUAAAGACGAAGCGGAUGCAGUGAUAUCCAGGCAAAAACUUUAGACCAUUCGAGGACCAGCGCCGACCGUUUUGACCAGAAACCCUGCACCUUUUUUCUGUUAUGUCUGUCUCCUCUCUGCCGGAAUGGAAGCAACUCCUGCUGGAGAAAAAGAGGCGAGACGAGGAGGAACGAGAGAGGAGAGAAAAAGAGGAGGAGGAGAAGCUUGCCAGCAUGCCCGCCUGGAAGCGAGGGAUCAUCCAGCGGAGGAAGGCAAAGCAGGACUGUGUGGGUGACAGGGAGAAGGAGAGGGACAUGUGUUUCCUGCAGGUGGAUUUCAGAUCUCCCUCUGAAGGCCUGAGCGACACAGACAGCUCUGUAACGGUCAAUCUGGGAAGUGAACCGUCGCUCAGUCCAGAUCCGGGGCUAUGGUUGGAUGCAGACCCCAGAUCAGUAAGUCAGGUGUCUGUGGAAACUAUAGUGCCGUUCCAUGAAAACCCAUUUAUUCGCACGCAGAGUGCAUGGAGGAAGGGCAAGGAUGCAGAUGUAGGGAACGAGUCCGAGAGGGAGAAAGACAAAUCCAGCCCGAGGGGUCAAGAUGGAGACUCAGGAAGAGGACGAGACAUAGAGCUGAAAAUCGAGAGGUUCAGAGAUUUAAGUGAGGGACGGGAAAAAGAGAGAAGCAGGGACAGGAGUCAGGGAAGAGAAAGAGAUAAUAGCAGGGAGAGAUGGGAGAAAGAUAAAAACCAAUGGAAAGAGUCGGUUAAAGAUGUAACGAGGGAGAGGGAAUUCCUCAAAGUAAGAAAAGACGAGGAGGAGAAAGAAACAGAUUCACCAUCUGGAUCGUUUUCUCCCCAUGUCCCUUGUCUGCGAACCAUCCGAGCCGACAACAUCAUCAUCAUCGAACAGGACAGGAAGGGUAAUGACGAGAGAAGGGGGAGAUGGAGGGAGGGGGAGAGGGAGAGGCCAGAGGAGGAUCACCAGGGGAACAGAGGGAUGAAGAUGAACCUGAGGGAGAUCCUGGCCGGAGGAGGGAGCGUCACCGAGAUCCGAGCCUCUGAGGUUCUGAUCAUAAAGCCCUCGACAACCCCCGAGGAGAGGAGUACAGGAGGAAAAGGGAGAGAGGAUGGAGAGAUGAAGUGCGGCAUGGAUGUAAGGAGGGAGAGCAGGGAGCUCAGGACAGACAUAUCCUGGCUCAGAGAAAAAGAGCCUGGGAAGGAGAAAGAAAGACCCUGGGGCCAGGCGUUAGUUAUCAAGGAUAACAGGACAGGCAGCCUGGAGGAUAAUGUGUUUAUUGAGAGAGGAGGGAGGGUCAGCCAGCUGCUGAGCAAAUUCGGCGAGCUCCCGAAACCGCCAUCUCGAUCCAAAAGCUCUGAUAACUUCCUCCGGCCUGGGAGGAGAAAAUACUCCGAUGAAGAUGUCCAACAAUCUGAGGAGAGGAAGGUGGACGGGAGGAAUAUGCCGCUGAAAGGCAUCCCAAAGCGCUCAUUUAGCUUCUCUGAUCGAGUCAUCUGUGCAAAGGAGAACGGUUUAGAUGACGAAAGGUGUUACGACUGGAAACUGCGUGAGAGGAUACACUCAGACAAGAGCGUGGCAGCGUGGGUGGAUGUUGCAGGUUUAGGGAGGGACGCCACGGCAAAGAUCAAAAUGGGGUGCGCAUGGCUUUUAGACAAGUCGGGAAAACACAAGGAUGGAUGUGUGAAAACAGAUGAAAAGGCAGGAUCAAUGCAGAGGAGGAAUGACGCCGACAUGUGCAUCUCCAUCCAACAGAGGGGUGAAGCUAAGAGAGUCGAGCCCAUUGAUAAGAGGGCGGCAGAGAGGUCCGGUAAUGGAGACGGAGAUGAGGGGUUCACGGUUGCGUCUGUCAAAAACACAGAGGGCAUCUCAUUUGCUAGAAGAGUCCCAAUCAGGCAGGAUGGGAAAGCAAGAGCUGAAAGAGAAGCAAAGCGACUGGCGGAUGAGAAAAGUUUAGAGCGAGAGCUGAGUGUAGAGAACGACCCAGAGGAAAGAGUUGAGGCACAAGUUAGCAACAAAAAGGAUUUUCUACGAGGAGAUGGAUUUGAAAGCGCAAUCCCAGCUGAAGCGACGCAGAGUUACGUCAUGGCCGCAUCAGCAGACACGACGAGUCCAUGCCUCAGUGCGGAGACUCACUACAGACAUGAGUCAGCUUUCACCGAGUGCUCCAGUCUGCUCUGCACAGUCACAGACAGGAACAGAGACCCCCAACGAGGGGCCGAGUGGACUGGACCACGAGGACCCUUCCCUACGCACUCCGUUUUGUCUCAGCACACAGAGGAGCUCAUCAGUAAAAUAGAAAAAAUAGGGGACACAACUGUUUAUGGCAACGAGAGAGGGGAAAGGCCUAACAGAGGUCACGAACUGACCAAGGAGUGCAGGAAGGAUGGACAGCAUUACAGCGAUGUCGGAUCAGAGAGUCUCGUCCAGGACGCAACACCCAGAUCUCCAAAAAGGGUCGCGCCUCCAGGUCCCCUCGAGAUUCAAAUCCCCAGGACUGUGUUUUAUGUCGCAGAAGAAGUGGUGGAGAGAAAAAAGGUGGCCGUCCAAAACGACGAGGGCCGAGACAGGGAAGGAGGACAAGGGGUCGAGAGGAGGGAUAGCUGGAGGAUCGGGAAGCCCCUGAGCCGCAUCGAGUCCCUGCGAGAGAAAAUCAGACAAAAGGAGCUGGAGAGGCUGGAGAGGCUGAGACAGACACGGGAUGGAGAGGGGAGCGCGGCUGCAGAGGACAGUGAUACUCCGACAGCUGGGGACAUGCAUGACGAGAGGGGAACUGAAAUAGAGCAAGAGUGGGAAGCUGCAGCUCAUAUACGGAAGAAGCUGGUCGACGCAGAUACUGCACAGGAAGAAGCAGCAGCGCAGUCAGCCACGGCUGCAUUUGACGUCACGCAGGAAGUGUUGAAAACCUGCCCUCAGCUUCCUGUUUCAGCCCCACACUCACAAGCCGCCGGAGGAGAGGAAGUAUCAAGCGGGUACGCCGCUGCUGCUGCUGAAGUUAUCUCUGACGGCUCUCUGAUAUCUGAGGAUGAAGACGAGCCCCUGAAACAUGAAGAGGAACAGCUGAGGAGCCACGGGGGCCGACGCGAGAGCAGAGAAGAGGAGAGUGAGGAGGAGGAAAAGCUGUCGGACGAGGAGGUAGAGGAAUAUACAUCACCCCUCGAUCCAACACAAGCUCUCUCCCCUUCGCCCCCUCAUCCAAACUCCCUUGCAGCCAUGAGCCGGAUCUACAACUUGGAAACUGUCGGCUCAAGAUCAGGUUUGUGCCUGAGGGACAGGACCUGUCCAUCGGUGCAUCUUGUAAAAGUGACGCCCCACAUAUCAAACUCACAGCAGGGGGACGGCAAAACUUUACCGGGUGGAGACGUCUCUGGGGUUCAGACGAUACAGCGACAGAUAGAGCAGUUUCAGCUGAAAGAGCAGGAAGCGCUGAAGUCAACAAACAAUCCUCUGAGGGACAAAGAGACACAAUGGCAGCAAAGCCCCAGAGGAGGGUUAAAGCAGCAGGUGAAGGACGAAGUCAAAAGCCAGGAGAAGGAUCAGUCAGAAUCAAACUACAAAAUGUCGCCUCUACGUGUUUGUUCUCCGACAGCUCAGCUCAAACAAACCGUCGCUGUUAACCCCUCAUUUUUCCGAAGCCAAUCCCCAGACAAUGCUCUGAAACCCUCUGAUACGGCCCCAACACCAGCCUCCUCCCCGUGUUCCCCGUCUCCCUCCCAGUCUCCCAGCAUGUCUCCAUCACACAGCCCGUCGCCCACGCUCUUCUCCAUCAGGAGUGCCUCUGGGGGCCAAGUGAAGAGAGGCGCCACCGUUACAAUCAAACCAAAGAAGCCUGUCGCUGCUGGAGGAGGAGGCGAAGGGACGGCAUCCGCACCCUCAGCGGGAUCAUCGGCUGGGUCGAGUCCUGCAAAGACUCCAUCGCAGCAGGCCCAGACAAACCCCGCUGUGGCUCAGCCAAUCAAGAAGAAGUACCCGACAGCGGAGGAGAUCAAGGUGAUCGGUGGAUAUCUAAAUCUGGAGAAGUCCUGCCUGGUCAAAAACAGAGGGACCCCGAAAAGGGGGAAAGUGUGCUUCAACGAGGAUCGGCUGGAGCAGGUCUGUGAGUACCCGUCAGAGACCUCCAUGCUGGCGUGUGUCCCGCACCCUCCCGACCUGGGGAGGACGGAGAGGCUGCAGGGGGACGAGGCCCAGGAGGAGGAGGCCGACAUGGACGGAGAAAUGAUCGUGUCCAAGAGCACAAGGAACAUUGGGACUGCGACAGGACGAGGUCUAAGAGUGGAUGAGUCUUGCCCUCGGUCUUCUUCGCCAAAAUUGCCCUUGUGAUGAGAUCACCAACAUUUUAAUGUGAUUGUUAUCAUGUUUGGUUUCAUUUUAAUUAUUGAGUGUUUUGUAAUGUUGUUUUUUUUGUUCAUUGUACCUAGAUAUAGCAUCAAAAUGAAAAACUUUUGAGUAAGAAAUGUACAGUUGAUUUAUCCAGAUGUAAAAAAAAAAAGACAUAUUUGUGUUUACUGGGGAAAAUAUGACCUAGUUUAUUUUCAGGGAAAUGGGGGGGGGACAAAUGUGAAUGUAUAAGAAUGGUACAUAUUGCAAAAAUAUUAUAAAUCCCAUUUGUAAUAUUUAAAAAGACCCUCAGGUGUGCACUGUCGGGCGAUGGUGGGUCGCUUGUCUAUGCAAUAUAUGGAAAUACUGAUUGAAGAUUUUAUUUUUUAGUUAAUGUAUUUGAUAGUUUCUUCUCUGUUCGUUAUUUUCUAAGUUGAAAAUCAGCACUGCCUCCGCACAGAAGAGUGAUGUUCGUGUCAUCUGUUUUCAUGUGCCUGCCGGAUUUGCUCGUACGGAUGAUGUGAAAGAUGAGUUCGUGAAGACGUCUGAAGCCUUUCGGGAAAAAAAACCUCCUCUCAGCGGCGGUCGUGUUGAACGUUGCAGGAAAGGGUGUUGGUGCAAUGUGUGGGGUCUCUGUCUCAUGGGGGGUUUAAUUGAGCCUGACUCUUCAAUAAACAACUCUGGAAACGUAACAGUUAAAGUGUGUGUGGAUUAAAAUAAAGGUGUUAUUUUGUUA